Myotis davidii is the source of this 4961-nucleotide messenger RNA. RefSeq names its product zinc finger protein 518B (gene ZNF518B). Bases 613 to 3828 code for a protein of 1071 amino acids. Gene Ontology annotation, biological process: regulation of transcription by RNA polymerase II. The transcript has 3 exons. Gene Ontology annotation, cellular component: nucleus. Gene Ontology annotation, molecular function: RNA polymerase II transcription regulatory region sequence-specific DNA binding; DNA-binding transcription factor activity, RNA polymerase II-specific. NCBI's taxonomy places the organism in Eukaryota, Metazoa, Chordata, Mammalia, Chiroptera, Vespertilionidae. The record is from RefSeq and is a predicted model, not a curated record.
UGAUGCAUCUCCCGGGAGCGUUCUACCGGUCGGUGGAGCAGGAAGUGUCGUCAGGAGGCCAUUUUUAAAGCCUCCUUCGGCCUCGGAGGGCUGUUCGUGCUGGGCUCGCUGCCCCCGGGUUCUGAGUGCCAGGGCCUGGAGCACAGACUGGAUGGGCCUGGGUGCCUGAGAAGACCAGCAAGAGCCCCUGCGACCUGCCCUGCUUUGGACUCACAUCCACAGCUUGCCGGCUCCAGGCCAGAAGUCGGAACAGUGCCCAGCACAGCAGAUGCUGUGACCUCGGUGCCCAGGUCACACAGCGGGUAGCAGAAAGCACAGGAUUUCCAUUAGACACCAGCUGACCAAGUCCUUGACCUUAGAAAAGCCACAGCUUCUCCAGGCGGGUUCUCUUCCAGGAAGCAGUGUUGCCUGGAAUAGCAGAGAAUUGGAAACAGUCAUAUCUGAGGACCAUGCAUCUAUGUUGUGGUAUUUAAAAAAGAUAACUCAGUAUGCUCCCCGGAAGGAACCACGUGUCUGCCAAUCAGAGUUCGUUGAAUGCUGCCUGCGAAGGAUUCAGUCAUGUGAAGUCUGCCUGGAUCCCAGUGGACUGUGUUUGGAAAUGCAGCUAAGAAGAUGAAGGACAUUGGACAGCAGUUAUUCAGUUCACAAGUACUUGAUGGACACAACUCUUUGACCAUGUCGCCUAGACAACCUCAUGCUAAUAGAGCCACUCGGCCAGACAGACAAGAAGCUCAGACGGCUUUGUAUCAAGGCUCAGAGGCCGAGGCCGCCAUGAUGACCACGGCCACGUGUGUGAAGUGCAAGACUGUUCACCAGAUCCCUCUUCAGGAUUUGAAAAAGGGGCCAGGGCAGAGCCACAAGGAAGACAGAUACGUGUGUUUCCAGUGCAGCCUUGGAGUGGCUUCUCCCCACUUCCCUUUCGGGAACAGUGAUCCCGGUGCUGCUCACGUAGGAAAUAAAGCCGACACCAUCGCAAGUUCUGGCAAUAACAAAUUUAAGGUAAGGAACUUUAAGCCAGGCAAAUACUAUUGUGAUAAAUGUCGCUUUUCCACGAAGGACCCUCUGCAGUACAGGAAGCACACGCUUCAGCACGAAGAGAUCAAGUUCAUUUGUUCUCACUGCAGCCACAUUUCCUACACGAAGGGGGAGUUUCAGAGACACUUGGUGAAGCACACAGGCAUCUUCCCUUACCGAUGUGAGUACUGUGAUUAUGGUGCUAUUAGGAACGAUUAUAUUGUCAAGCACAGGAAGAGAGUUCACGAGAGAGCUGGCGGAAAACGACAGCCCAAAGCCGUGGCCAAGCCGGAGCCGAAAAGGACCAGCGCAUCAAAACAAAACGCAGAGCUUUUCAAGACCUCCGAUCCGGGCACCACGCUGCAAAGCAAGUUACCAGAUCAGCUCUCGAGGUUUUCCCUCCAGACAAAAGACAGAGUGCGCAGCAUCACACUGGUGCCCGAGGCGAAGGAGCACCAAAAAGACGUGGUGUGUAUUCCAAACAAAGGGACCCUGUUGGAGCCAAAUGAAGUCAGCGUGUUGGAGAACAAAAGCGUGGAGGUGGAAGUGUUAUCCCCGGCCACAGAGCCCGUUCAGCCCGGAAUGCCCUUGACUGUGGUGGCGCCAGCAGAGCUCGUGGUCCCUGCCAACUGUUUAGCGCAGUUGAUAGAUGUGAAGGUUGUCAACGGAACACAGCAGCUUGUUCUGAAACUGUUUCCUUUGGAAGAAAAUAAUUGCCUAGAAACUGGUGGGGGUGAUGGAGGUCAUUCUGAACAUAGGAUUAAAGAGAAGGGUUCAGAUGAACAAGGAAAAAUGCUCCCUGCAGAACAAACUAAGUCAGUGACAACUGAAGGGGGUGUUGGAGAACCUUUAGGCCCUGAUUGCCUUCAGUCAGUUCAGAAACAAGUUAAAAAUGUGAAAUGGGUACAGUCUUACGAUGUGUUCAUGUCAAAUUCUAGUGUGUACCCCUGUAGAGAAUCCCUCCUCAAGUCGGCUAGAGUUGAGGAUUUGCAGAAAAAAAGUCAUAUGUAUCCACAUAGAACUGCUCUUCCUCCCAUUGCCUUAAAAGGUCACUCCCCAUCAUCUAUAGUGAAAAACAGUGUUUUAUGUGGCCUUGGCACUGCCCCAAAUCCUUUUCCAUAUAAAGCUGCUGUUUCUUUUACUGAAGAUGGAAGGCAUUUGCACAGGGACCCCCAGAAGUUUCUUCCUCUGGCUGCAUCACCUGCAGCCAUUUCCUUCUCUGGAGAAAAGGGCUUUUUGCCUAUAAGUAAAAAUGACUUGGAAUCUAGAAGUGAGAUCAGUAUUCCUAUGAGAAUGGUUGCAUCUACUAGGAAGGUGAAAGACAACCAGACAGAGGAAUAUAAGGCAGUUUCAAAUACAGGCCAGAUUUCCUCUCAUCGUAAAAGUGAAUAUUUACACAUAAACAUAACAGGAGAAGACAGAAUCAGAUCUCAGCAGCCUGGGGAUAAACCUUUGGAGUUAAAGAAUUCUGAAAGGACUAAUAACUCUUUCAAUGGCCCAGUCAUUUCAUCAGUAUUUUCUCUGAGCUCCGGAUCUGAAGACGUCCCUGAGGGCGUUAAGUGGAAUAGCUCAACAUCCAAAAUAAAGUCAAUUGAACUCCUGCGCAGAAAGAUUGCUCAGUUAAUUGAAUCCUGUGGCAAGCCUUCAUCUCUGGCUGCCAAUAAUGCACAUCGUCGUUCCGUAGGGCAGGCAUCAAAGGUAACUUCAAAAUCCACCCCUGAAGGUAUUCGAGAAAUUAAUGUGUCAUUUACUGGCACUGGCUAUGCCACGCACACUCUCUCAAAACCUCAGGAUGACAGUGGUAUUAGUAGACAGCUUACCCGUCAGCAGAUAUAUCCACAGUUUGUAGAAGACAGCAAUGGGAAAACCGAAAGCCAAGUAACCAGGAAGUCUCAUGUUGCUACUCCAGUGUUGAUCCCUAAAGGAGCCGUGUUGAGGGUUCUUAAUUCCUCUGAGGAUGCCCACAUUAUAGAGGCUACAUGUGAAGCACCCGUCAGCAUCCCUUACAGUGAGACACAGUUAAUAAAACCCAUUCCAUUCUGCCCCAUGAAACAGACAGAUUCAGACUUACAGUCUUCAACAAGUGAAAGUGGGCCAAUAGACAUGUCUCAGAACCUCGACACAUCUCUUCGGCCUAAACCAAGAAAAGAGAGUGCUGUUGGUAGCACCAUCCCGAAAAAAACUGGCCCUCAGCAAGGAAGCAGUGAAUUGAGUAAGCAAGGGAAAGUGCCCUACAGAAAUCUUCCUAUAAAUAAAAAUAAAACCAAGCAAGUAAAUUCAUCCAAGAAGAAAAGCAAAAUUCAGGCUGACCCCAGCCUCUGUCUCAAGGAUCCUUCAAUUUUUCAGGUUGCAAGACAGCUUCGACUGAUAGCAGUUAAACCGGACCAGUUGAUUAAAUGCCCCCGUCGGAACCAGCCCGUCAUUGUGUUAAACCAUCCUGAUGUUGACUCACCGGAAGUGACCAAUGUGAUGAAGGUAAUAAACAAGUACAAAGGCAAUGUCCUCAAAGUCGUCUUAUCGGAGAGGACCAGGUGUCAAUUAGGCAUCAGACGGCAUCAUGUGCGGCUGACCUACCAGAACGUGGAGGAAGCCAAUCAAAUAAAAAGGCAAAUGAUGUUGAAAAUGAAACUUAAAAAAGUCCAUAAAAACAACUACCAGGUGGUGGAUUCCUUGCCUGAUGAUUCACAGUGUACAUUUAAGUGCUGGUUUUGCGGACGGCUGUACGAAGACCAGGAAGAGUGGAUGAGUCAUGGUCAGCGGCAUUUGAUAGAAGCAACCAGGGAUUGGGAUGUUCUUUCUUCCAAGGGCAAAUAAGUGAAAAAUUGGUGUUUGAAGCAAUUUUUUUUUUUUAGUUUAUUCUGGUUAGGGUUGGGUUUGUUGUUUUCCCCCAUCCCUGACUCAGUAGGAGAAAUAGAGAUUGUAGGAACGGAAGGACCGUUAAUUGUUCAGAUCCCUUGUAGGAAUGUUGAGAACCAGGCAUCUGGUGUCCCCUGAUAUGUGACUGGAACUUGGAAGGUAUUUGAAACCCCUGAAAGAGUAUGCACACAUUUAUGUACGUGCAUUUUUUUGGAGAAGUGAAACUUUCAACAAAUUUUCAGUGGGAUCUGAGACCUUUCUGUUUAGCACCCCUGUUUCUGUGCGGAUACAAACCUCUUGUCAUCCAGUGAGAGGGUGAGUUUAGAGUGUCUUACACAUGCUACUGAUCAAUUAAACCCAUGGUCGGUGUGCUCAUCCAUUUUUUCUUUGCAUUAACUUGUCUCCUGAAUAUUUGGUACAUAAUGGAAAUUAUAUUUUCUACUGUUAUCUUAAAUUUGGUUACAGAAAAGUGGCCAUUCUUUUCGAUCCCUCACCCCUUCUAUAAUCCUCGGAAGUGUUCUUUACAGCACAGAGAACUGUGCUUCUUGGGACUGUCUGAAAGAAUGAUUGUAAAGUUUUGCCUGAAUUUGCUACUUUCACAGCGUGUUAGGGGAGAAAGAAAACAUUUUCAAGCUUUUGCAUUCUUUCUUAAACAUCCCAAUUUAUGACAAUUGGUGAGGGAAUGUGCCUUUUUGCAAAAUAAAAAAGAAAUGGUCACAAAGGGAAAAUAUCUCAAAUUAAGUCUUUUAUUUGUCCUUACCCCUCUCAUAAACAAAGUAACCAGUUAAAAAUGUGAAUAUGCAGGUCUCUUACACGUAGAUGGAACCUGGGAAGAUAAUACAAGGUCAGAUUGUGGAGGCAGCUGUGACUUUAAGGUGACUGAGUUUUUGUUUGGGGACUAACUCUCCAUCCAUCACUCAGGGCUCACAGACACUGCCCUCCACCCCAGGUCGCAGCCGACUCUCCUUUGCCACUUAUUCCACAGGGGUGCCUGUUCAGACAACUCCCCACUCACCUCCUGUCCCUUUCCUUUUGUGCCCUGGAGGCCCCUUAAAGUCGUCCCUUGUGAAAAUACUAAAAAAGGGCAGGAA